Amblyraja radiata (thorny skate) is the source of this 828-nucleotide messenger RNA. It is a transcript of the gene prkrip1, whose product is annotated as PRKR interacting protein 1. The record is from RefSeq and is a predicted model, not a curated record. Bases 36 to 581 code for a protein of 181 amino acids. Lineage: Eukaryota; Metazoa; Chordata; Chondrichthyes; Rajiformes; Rajidae. Gene Ontology annotation, molecular function: double-stranded RNA binding; protein kinase inhibitor activity; protein kinase binding. The transcript has 6 exons. Gene Ontology annotation, biological process: negative regulation of protein kinase activity. Gene Ontology annotation, cellular component: nucleolus.
GCCACUGACGUCACUGUCUAUGGGCGGGCAGCAAGAUGGCGGAGCGGGGCGCGCGGGCCGGCCGUGGGGCGCAGCCGCUCGUCAUCCCCCGCAACGCGGCCGAGGAACAGCGGCUGAAGCUCGAGCGCCUGAUGAGGCACCCGGAGAAACAAGUAUCCAUCGCUGAAAAACCCAAGGAAUGGGCUCCACGGCCACCCCCAGAAUUUGUUCGAGAUGUUAUGGGGUCAAGUGCCGGUGCAGGGAGUGGAGAGUUCCAUGUCUACAGACACCUACGUCGCAGGGAGUACAUGAGGGAGGAGUUCAUGGAGAAGCAAGCAAUCCAGCAUCGUCUGGACAAAGAAUUCCAGAGGAAAGUAGACCAGAACAAGAGAGCAGCAGAAGAGAGGACAGAUAAACGCAGGAAGAAACGUCAGAAGUUAAAAGAAAAGAAAAUAUUGGCAAAGAAAGUAAAGGAGGAAGAAAAGAAAGACAUUGAUGGGUCUGAAACCUCAAGCAGUGGUGAAGAGGAGGUGGAGGUGGAAGUUCCAGAGGAGAAGCCAGAUGAUUCUGAAGCACCAAGUUUUAUUAUGGGUGGUCGGUAACCCGAUUCCUGAUGGGCGUUGCGGUCUGUGCUGGAACCCCAUUGUCAAUUGAUGAGUGAUAAUGGUGUUUGCUCAUCAGGGACUUUGAACGAAGGUUCCCUUUCUAUGCAAAGGCAAGCAAACCCUCUGACGUUCACUUCAUGUAAUUAUUUGCUACAUUUGAUAUUCAAAUAGGAGAUGAUUUGCUAUGCUCUGACUGUUGUACAAUUUAAUGAACAUAGAAAGUUAGUAAACAUUUUAUACAAAC